UAAUAAUAAGACUUAAAUUUUUGCGAAAUUACCUAUAAUGAUUCAAAUGAUACAUAUAAUGACUAUACUAAUGCAUAAACUUUUUUAAUUACUGUACUAAAUCACAUGGGUAACCAAAAUACAAAAAAAUCAGCAUUCCUUUGAGUAUUAACGAAACUGCCAUUGAAUUAAUUUAUAAUAUUAAUUGACUAAUAUUUUCUAAAAAAGCAAAACCCCUUUGUCAACACUUCUUCUCCUUCCUAAUCUCAGUUUUCCUUUUCUCCACAUUGAACCUCCAUCUCCGACAACCUCAUCUCAGUUGCAGUCGCCUUGCGUUUCGUUACCUCCUCUCUAAGCCGGCGUCGUCCCUGCACACGAUGAACCCUAACUCCAAACCCUAACUCCAAUUUGGCUUCGUCACAUCCGCCUCAAAAUCAAAGAAAAUUGAAACUGAAUGGCCUCAUCUUCGGGGACCAAGAAGUAUCCUCCGCGGCUUUACGAGAUUGGUAAAACGCCUAUUCAAUCUCGGAGCAUGAACCACAGUUGUUUUCUGUCCAACCUUCAAGUAAUGAAAGAGUCUGUCGGCGAAGACGUUUGGCUUGAGUUAAGAGAAUCAGCUGUAGGCGUGAUUAUCAAGCUGAAGGAGUUGGAGUACACUUGGUCUGCAAAACAUGUUCAUUAUUUUCUGGUGAAUCAAUUGGCGAUUCAGUGCAGUCAUGAAGUUUGGUCUUUGAUAGAAGACCAGCCAUUGAGGUUCUCUCUGUAUGAGUUUGAAGAUAUUACAGGGUUAAAUUGUGAUCCCUUUGACACACAAGAACAAUGGGAUGUGGCUCAUGAAGACUUUUGGGUGGAGAUGAAAGUUCCAAUUUUUGAAGGACCCAAGUUGAAUGAACUUCAAGCCCUUUUUCCGAUCAUCAGAAAUUGGCCUAGAGAGAAGCGUGUAAUGGUUGGCUUGUUGUGUCUACUAUCCAUUGGCAUAUUUGGCAUUUCAAGCAAUAGUAGAAUACCUCUGCAUUUGGCGAAAAGGGUGAUGGAUCCAGCAGCUUUCGAGCGCCAUCCAUGGGGUCGUGUAGCAUUUACCAGCCUUGUGGAUUCUAUUAAAGUGGUGACAUACGAAGAAAAGAAGAGUUACACACUACAUGGCUGUGUUCAUGCAUUGCUUAUUUGGAUAUACGAGUCUGUGCCAGGUUUAGGAGAGAUAUAUGGGCAUCGGAUAGAGGAAGCUGAGGUUCCGCUUCUGUCAUGGCAUGGUUCUCGUCAGCGUAUCAACUUCCCAAACUUCUGUGCACAAGAAAAGAAAAAAUAUCAGAAGGUAUGAUUAUUUUCUUUGCAAUUAUUUUU
Messenger RNA from Brassica napus (rape), 1320 nucleotides. RefSeq lists its product as uncharacterized. Lineage: Eukaryota; Viridiplantae; Streptophyta; Magnoliopsida; Brassicales; Brassicaceae. The transcript is spliced from 2 exons. The record is from RefSeq and is a predicted model, not a curated record. Bases 434 to 1297 code for a protein of 287 amino acids.